Molecule: messenger RNA, 1224 nt
Organism: Peromyscus maniculatus bairdii (prairie deer mouse)
Lineage: Eukaryota; Metazoa; Chordata; Mammalia; Rodentia; Cricetidae
Gene: Cetn2
Product: centrin 2
Molecular function (GO): calcium ion binding
Source: RefSeq, a predicted model, not a curated record
GCGCGAUUUUGUCCAAUGAAGCCAGUCCUUACAACCGCCGCACUGCCCUCUUACCUUGGGGCGGGUCUAGCUAGAUUAGCCCCUCCUGCUUCUUCUGCAAACCUAUGGGAAGCCGGUGUCGCGCGCGCGGAGCGGUGGGAAAGGCGCCGAGGCUGCGAGUACUUCGUUGCCUUAACUACAGGUCGCAGAGGAGUCCAUUUGGCGAUGGCCUCUAAUUUUAAGAAGACAAACAUGACAUCGAGUAGCCAGAGAAAAAGAAUGAGCCCUAAGCCUGAAUUGACUGAAGAACAGAAACAGGAGAUCCGGGAAGCUUUUGAUCUUUUUGAUGCUGAUGGAACUGGAACUAUAGACAUCAAGGAACUAAAGGUUGCAAUGAGGGCGCUGGGCUUUGAACCCAAGAAAGAAGAAAUCAAGAAGAUGAUAAGUGAAAUUGAUAAGGAAGGGACAGGAAAAAUGAACUUUAGUGACUUUUUGACAGUGAUGACUCAGAAAAUGUCCGAGAAAGACACCAAAGAAGAAAUCCUGAAAGCUUUCAAGCUCUUCGAUGAUGAUGAAACUGGGAAAAUAUCAUUCAAAAAUCUGAAGCGUGUGGCCAAGGAGCUAGGCGAGAACUUGACUGAUGAGGAGCUGCAGGAAAUGAUUGAUGAAGCUGAUCGAGAUGGAGAUGGCGAGGUCAAUGAGCAAGAGUUCCUGCGCAUCAUGAAGAAGACCAGUCUCUAUUAAGACCAGUGUUUCUUUUUUUUACUGCAAACACAUGUGACUAGAUUUAGUGCCUGCCAUUUUGUGAAAUAUGGCUUUUGAGAAUUCCCCUCCCCCAACCUCUGGGGUAACUAGCCAUGACCUUGAAUCUAUUUUUGACUUUUGGAAGUUUCUUUGAUAUUAAGUUCUUUGUACAUUUACCUGAUGACUAACUCAACAGGACAGAACAAGAGCACAUAGUGGGGAAAGGGUCUGAAAGUGAGACUACAGCCACUCCACCUUCCAUUACUUCACAUUGCUCAUACAUUUCACACAGCUGCAAACACACAGUGGCUUCUUAGAUGUCCAUGUGUCCACCUCACCAUAAGCCGUGGUUGUUCUAAAAUUGUUCUAGUUUUUAGUUGACACCAGAGUGUAGUUUCUUUCCUCUCAUAAAACCCAACAAAUGCUUGCUGUGUCAUUUGGAUGUGUGUUAAUGCAUUUGUUUUGUUUUAAAAAUAAAACCUUUCUUAAUUUAAACUCUCA